AUGGAGUGCAAUGUUGACGGGAAAUUUAACGACGGUGACAAUUUAGGACAUUCGAACAAUAAAGCUACCAUUGAUCCGAAAAAUGUUUCAUUGGAGAAGAAUAAUAGUAGAAAACGAAGACGCAAGCGACCGCGAACCAAAGCUCUUCGACGAACAAUCAGGGAAAAGAUUGAAAUAGCAUUAUGUACGAGUGACUCGCCAAUUCAAAAUGUCUUAGAAACAGAUAAGGAUUGUAUGUACGGUGCACCGCUAUCAACGGUAGUAAAGUUGUUGAAGUUAGAUACGGAUGAAUAUCGAAAACUAAGUUACGAAGCGCUUGUCAGUAUUGGACGUUUGUCGAGAUUUUUUGCAAUUAUUGGUCAUUCAAUCGACAGUCUUCAACUUGUGCUCAAAACUGAUGGUUUGAAGCACAAUUCUGCAGUUGUUUACGUCGGAAAAACGUAUUCGAAUAAGGAUUCUGCCACAAAUGAUACAUCCGUCUCAGCUGAAGUAUCUACAUCUGCUGCGUGUACGGGCAGAUUUUUUCAAAGUGCUUUUAUCAAAUUUGUACACGACGAGUCUUCAGCAGAUUUUAUUAAAUUUCAUCAAUUGUUACGGAAGAAAGCUGCUAACAGACGACGCAAAAAGCUGAAAUUAGAAAGAAAAAAAGCGGUUAAAAGAUCAGCGAAUUCUGUUUCAAAAAUUAGAAGCAAGAAGAGGCUUAAGAAAAACAAACGUAAGCCAAAAAAAAAUGCUGAAGACCGGAAGAUCAAAAAUGAAGAAGCAAUGGAGACCAGUGCUGAAAAACCAGAAGUGGAUGUGGAUAAUUUUAGUGAUGUUAUAAGAAGUGAAGGAAAUUACAAUGGAAAGAGGAAACGGAAAAGGCGAUCAAGUCGUGGAAUGAAUAAAGUACUGCUUAAAAAGGCCAAAAUGAUUAUUAAUGAAGAAAAGAAAGUUGAAACAGAAGCAAAAAAUGAAUCGAAAAAUGCUGAAGAAAAUGGGUUUAAAAAUGCUGAUCCAAAAAAAGCUUAUGUAAAAAUUGAUGUGGCUGAAGGGAAACAAGAAAGUAAGGACGAUGAGAAAGUGGAAAUUGAUGGUGGAUUUACAGCUGCAGUAACUGGCGAAUUAUUGAAGAAAACGUUCAGAGAUGUUGGAACCGAUGUUCCCGAAGAGUUUUUGUUAACUGAAACUGGUGAUGCUGUGAAAAAACGAAAACGUGUGCACCGACAAAGGCGACGCGAUGGUAAGCCAAAAAAUUGCAACCAACGUCCGAAGAAAUAUUUCCGUAACAUACAAGUAUAUUCAUUGGACACAUUUCAAAAACUUCGUGCAAGAUAUUUAGAAUUGAAGAAACAACAAAUGGUUGAACUGAAGGCCAACUUGAAAAAAAAGGGCGUGCCAAAUACGCUAUCGGAUUUGACCAAAAAGGAAAGGAAAAAGAAACGUGGGCGUAGUCGGCUUAUGAUGCGCGCCGCAAAAUUACGUGAAUAUGACAAUCUCAUUCAAUGUAUCCCAGAAGAAGAUAGGCCUGCAGAUAGUCAAGAGUGCGAUAAAAACUUUUCUUCCAUCACUGGUGAUUUUGCUUGUGUUUAA
This is a messenger RNA of Acanthocheilonema viteae, 1572 nucleotides long. Lineage: Eukaryota; Metazoa; Nematoda; Chromadorea; Rhabditida; Onchocercidae. The record is from the annotation of a GenBank genome assembly.